Lithohypha guttulata is the source of this 705-nucleotide messenger RNA. RefSeq lists its product as uncharacterized. Gene Ontology annotation, cellular component: membrane. NCBI's taxonomy places the organism in Eukaryota, Fungi, Ascomycota, Eurotiomycetes, Chaetothyriales, Trichomeriaceae. Gene Ontology annotation, biological process: transmembrane transport. The record is from RefSeq and is a predicted model, not a curated record. The transcript is spliced from 2 exons. Gene Ontology annotation, molecular function: transmembrane transporter activity. Bases 1 to 705 code for a protein of 234 amino acids.
AUGUUAUCUCUGUUUCAUCGUGCCUUCUACAAAGAUGACUUCAACACCCAAGCAUCAGAGCAUAGUCUCUCAGCAUGGCACUUCAUCGUCGAAGGCGUCCUGACCAUCGGCCUCGCCCUGAUCUUCGCCUUCAUCCUCCCCAACUCCAACAAACGCAUCCUCACCCUCUCCAACCUCGAAUGCGAAUACAUCCAAUGGAACUUUGAGCGCGACCUCGGCCAACAAGACAACAGCGACGAACAAACAGCCUGGCAAGGUCUAGUCCUCGCUAUCCAAGACCCAAAAACCUGGCUGAUGAUGGCCCUCCUCACAUCCACAUAUAUCUGCCGCACGGUCAUCAACUUCUUCCCUAGCGUCGUGUCAACACUAGGAUUCAAUCGAAAUACCACGUACGGCCUGACUGCCCCACCAUUCAUGCUCUGCGUGCUCUGCAUGCUCAUCAACGGAUUUCACUCCGACAAGCGACAAGAGCGGUACUGGCACAUCGUCGCCCCUCUCUCAGUCACAGUCCUCGCCUUCAUCAUCGCGGUUUCAACCCUCAACACCGCAGCGCGAUAUGUAGCAAUGGUGCUCGUGCCUGCAUCCUUCUAUAGCACAGCGAUCGUGAUUCUUUCGUGGAUCACGAGCAGUCUUAACCAGCCGAAGGUCAAGAGAGCUGCUGCUAUUGCGGCGAUUAAUGCCGUGAGUAACACGGCGAAUAUAUAG